Molecule: messenger RNA, 273 nt
Organism: Rotaria sp. Silwood2
Lineage: Eukaryota; Metazoa; Rotifera; Eurotatoria; Philodinida; Philodinidae
Source: the annotation of a GenBank genome assembly
AUGCAACAGAUAUCUGACAAUGAAGAUACAAAUGAUAUCAAUGUUGGAGGAACAAGUACUGCAGUUACUCCAAGUUAUCUUUCACCAGUACAUGCUACUCACUUAUCAACAAUUCAACCAACAGUUUCUACUUCAUUACAGCAGGUUCAACAAGGCAAUUUAGUUUUAUUUGAAACAACUUCAAAUGGUCUCGUAGGAUUAUCUUUAUCUAGUGUAAAAUCAAUUCGAGGUACAUCACUUAAGACAACAUAUCAACGUAAAGUCUUCAAAAAU